This is a messenger RNA of Cajanus cajan (pigeon pea), 563 nucleotides long. The record is from RefSeq and is a predicted model, not a curated record. NCBI's taxonomy places the organism in Eukaryota, Viridiplantae, Streptophyta, Magnoliopsida, Fabales, Fabaceae.
UCAUUCACAACCUGAAGCAUUCAAAAUUCACAAACCUUAACUUUCAAGUCUUUUUUAGACAAAUUUCUACUCAAGUCUCCACAAGUAGAAUACAACUAUGGGUUUUCGUUUACCUGGUAUCAGAAAGGCAUCAGUAGCUGCAAACCAAGCAUCUUCUAAAGCUAUGGAGGUACCAAAGGGCUAUCUUGCAGUGUACGUUGGAGAGAAAAUGAAGCGGUUUGUGAUCCCCAUUUCAUACUUGAUCCAGCCAUCAUUCCAAGACUUGUUGAGUCAAGCAGAGGAAGAGUUUGGAUAUGAUCAUCCCAUGGGUGGACUUACAAUUCCAUGCAGCGUAGAGGUCUUCCAAGACAUAACCUCAACCUCGAAUUGACUACAAGUCUAAGUACUGUAGAAGACUGACCAAGUUUUGUAAUUUGUAUAGACAUUUUUGACAUUAGUCAUCUCAAUAUGUAAAGAUAACACUUUUUUGAGAAACUGGAAAAAUGGAAAGACCAUCAGAAUGACGAAUUUGUUCAUACCUUUCUCUCUCUCUUUUUUUUUUUGAUGAAUAACAAUGAAUUCCA